AUGAAAGGCAGUAAACAUACUGCACAACUUAAAGAAGGUUACACUGUUGAAGACAUUAAAAAAAUAGUUCAAGAAAAAUUUGGCUCUACUAACUAUAGACUUAUCGUUAAUGGACAAGAAAUACAAGACAAUGAUCCAAUUAAAUUUGCUGAAUUGAAAAAAUCUAUUAAGAAUAACACAAUCAUUUAUGUUUGUCAACGAAUGGAUGGUGGUUCAGGUUUACUUGAUAUUGACUCGCAUAAAGCAACUAUUAUCGUUGAUCUUCAAGAUGAAUUACGUAAAAUUCCAACUCAACAGACAAAUUCAGAAUGUAUGAUUUGUACAGAAGAAAAAAAGUGUAUUAAAUUUUGCUGCAGUUCAAUUAUUUGCAAAGAAUGUUUUCCUAAUUAUUUUGUCAAUUAUGAUUAUAAAAUCAUUUGUCUUACUUGUAAUCAAACUGUAUCACCAGAAAAUUUUUUUGUUACUCCACAAUUUAUCCAAUCACUCGUUCAAUUAGAUGAGACAAAAUUAAUGGCACGAAAUAUCGAUUUUCAAAUAUGUACAUGUGGUGCAUUUUCUAUCAAUAGUACUAUGUAUGCAAAACAAAAAUGUGACAAUUGUCAACGAUGGUUAUGUUUUUUUUGCAAUGCUGACUGGGAUGAAAAAGAAAAAAGAAUGCGUAAUGAAACGUAUACAUGCAAAGUAAAUUGUUUUUGGGAAACGAAAAUUACCUAUCAAUUAGUUACACUUGAAUAUAACAAAUCAAUGAAAGUACCAAAUCGGCGAUGUUGUCCAAAAUGUUUUGAAUGUGGCUCGUAUGAUCAAAAAUGCAAGUAUCAUAGGUGUAAAUGUGGUCACAAAUUCUGUUUUAUUUGUCUCAAAACGGAAGAAGAAUGUAAGCGUGAUUAUAAAUCUGCAUAUCAUCAACCGUGUGGUCCACUAGCACAACAAACAUUUAACAUAUUUCCACGUCUUUGUCAUUAA
Messenger RNA from Rotaria sp. Silwood2, 963 nucleotides. The record is from the annotation of a GenBank genome assembly. NCBI's taxonomy places the organism in Eukaryota, Metazoa, Rotifera, Eurotatoria, Philodinida, Philodinidae.